GUUCGCCUCGUCAUCACUCACGUCUCCUCUCCACUGUCGCUGUCUGAGGCCGAGGAGGAGUUUGAGUUUGCAGGGAAACGUGAGGAGGACGUCGCCAAACUGCUCCAACGCAGCGGACGGAGGAUCAGUCCUGAGGAGAAGAUGAGACCACGACAAAAAAGAGAAACUGCCAGCAGCCCGGUGCUCUCUGGAAAUCUGCCAUGUGACAUUUGGCUGCCAGCGCUGCGUCGUAAGGUCAAAGUGGAGGGUGGGAGGCCCCCGGUGCACUUUCAAUGGAGAUGCAGAAAAGCAACGUGCACCACCACCAAGACUUCACCCUCUGCAGCGGGUCUGUGCGUGACGGCAGCGGGUUUGGAUGCGCACACCAAGCGGCCGGAGAGCACCAGCAUGGGGCCGGGCAGGUGGAGACGUUAGAGCGCACGGUCGCCCGGAGGUCGAAGCAGCAAAACCAAAAGUUGAACAUGAGCAAAAAGAUUUUCCCCUGGAUGAAGGAGUCGAGACACAACGAGACUCACAGCAGGAGGAGCUCAGACUGCACCGUCAACGAGAAGUGUCCAAGCGCGACCCCGGCCUCCAAGCGGACGCGCACCGCGUACACGAGCGCGCAACUGGUGGAGCUGGAGAAGGAGUUCCACUUCAGCCGCUACCUGUGCAGGCCGCGGCGGGUGGAGAUGGCCAGUCUGCUCAACCUGCACGAGAGGCAGAUCAAGAUCUGGUUCCAGAACCGCAGGAUGAAGCAGAAGAAGGACGAGAGGCAGCAGGGCCUCAUCACGUCCUCCUCCUCACCCCCGUCCUCCCCCUCCGCCCCGGGCAGCCCCACUCUGUCCAGCCUGGGUUAUGUCCAUCUGGGCGGGGAUUACCAGGCGGCCUCUCCGCCGCUCCAGUCCCAGCAGCAGCCACAGUACCCGGCAGAAUACUCCAAAUAUCCAGCUCUGGGCUUUACGCACGGUCCGCAAUUCGAUGUGCAGUACGACACGCACGGCAGCGCGCACACAACAAACCAAAACGUGGACGCGAACGGUUCCUUCUUCUCUCAGAGCUGCUGCUCUCCUCAGGACAGAAUCAUGCGAGCUCCAAAACUGACUCAUCUGUAGCAGACGAGAUCCUCGAAAG
Molecule: messenger RNA, 1113 nt
Organism: Paralichthys olivaceus (Japanese flounder)
Lineage: Eukaryota; Metazoa; Chordata; Actinopteri; Pleuronectiformes; Paralichthyidae
Product: homeobox protein Hox-B3-like
Biological process (GO): embryonic skeletal system morphogenesis; anterior/posterior pattern specification; regulation of transcription by RNA polymerase II
Cellular component (GO): nucleus
Molecular function (GO): DNA-binding transcription factor activity, RNA polymerase II-specific; RNA polymerase II cis-regulatory region sequence-specific DNA binding
Source: RefSeq, a predicted model, not a curated record